UAUUCAAAUAAUUUUUUAGCCUCUAAAAUAACUGAUAAUUUAUAUUUAGGAGAUAUAAAUGAUGCAAUGAAUGUACCUGAAUUAAAAAAUCAUAAUAUAACAAAUAUUGUAACUUGUGUAAAAUCAUUAGAACCAUUUUAUCCUAAUGAAGGAUUUUCAUAUUUAAAUUUACAUUUAUAUGACAUGUCAGAUGAACAAAUAGAUCAUACAUUUGAUGAAUCAUUUAAUUAUAUUGAUAAAUGUUUAAAUAAUAAUGAAAAUGUUUUAAUACAUUGUAUGAAAGGUAAAAGUAGAAGUGCUUCCAUUUUAAUUGCAUAUUUAAUGAGAAAAAAUCAAUGGUCUUAUUUUAAUACUUUACAAUUCGUUAAACAAAAAAGAAAUAUUGUACAACCUAAUACUGGUUUUGAAUUACAAUUAUUACAUUAUGAA
This is a messenger RNA of Naegleria gruberi, 429 nucleotides long. RefSeq lists its product as uncharacterized. The record is from RefSeq and is a predicted model, not a curated record. NCBI's taxonomy places the organism in Eukaryota, Heterolobosea, Eutetramitea, Acrasida, Naegleriidae. The transcript has a single exon. Gene Ontology annotation, cellular component: cytoplasm. Gene Ontology annotation, molecular function: protein tyrosine/threonine phosphatase activity; MAP kinase tyrosine/serine/threonine phosphatase activity. Gene Ontology annotation, biological process: negative regulation of MAPK cascade; protein dephosphorylation. The annotation marks the transcript as partial.